GCAGAGCCCUUCUCGUGGGAAGCCUCCUCUUGGGAACGGACGGGCGUCUUGCAAAGGCCUCAUCCAGCUUCAGUCUUUUGAAUCCUGGGGAGGAGGGGAGACCCUGGCCCCAUGUCCCCUUGUCGCCCCUUUGCAUGCACGUGCCAGGCAGGGGGGCGGGCAGAGCGCCAGACCUGCUGCGUUGGCCCCUGGAAAAGGCCCAGGAUCCUCAGGAAGGAGGAGGGGACCUGGGGGAGCCCUCCACCCCACUCCACCCCGCCCACCCCCCACUGCCAGCAUUUCCAACAGACCAAAACUUUUGCAGGAACGGAGACCAUCAUGAGACUCUGGCUGCGCUUGCACAGAAGAGUGCUUGAUCAUAUGAAUGGAAAGAUCGUUGGAGAACCAGGAGAUCUGUUGACCCCAUUUGGGUCUGUGUUAGGGAACAGAGAAGAAAUGAGGGAACAACACCCAGUAGGUGAAGGAGCUGGAAAAGGCCCUCCUGCUGCUCAGCCUGCCAGAUGUGGGGAGAUCUGCGCAAGAACCAGGCAGAAGAUCCUGGAGGAAGAAGCCAUCAGUUCAGAGGCCUGGUGUUGGCACUUCAGGAAGGAACAUUACCAGGAGUCCAAGGGGCCACGAGAGCUUUGCAGGCACCUCCACUACCUUUGCCGUCAGUGGCUACAGCCAGAAACACGAACGAAGGCUCAGAUGCUGGACCUGUUGAUCCUGGAGCAGUUCCUGGCAGUCCUGCCCCUGGAGAUGGCGCGCUGGGUGCGGGAAUGUGGGGCAGAGACUAGUUCCCAGGCGGUGGCCCUGGCCGAAGGCUUCCUGCUGAGCCAGGCAGAGGAGGAGAAGCAGGAAGAACUGCAGAUACAGCAGGCCCAGAGACCGUUCUUGGAGUCCGUCAUAGAAGAUCCUGAGGGAGGAAGGGAGCUGCUUCUCAGGGGGAUCUCCAAGGAAGAUCCAUGUUGUGACACUUCAGGAGAGAGUAGGAUGAUGUCAAUGGUGUUUGCAGGAUCCUCUCCUUUUUCUAGUAUCUUUGAAAGAGCAGUUGGACCUUCAGCUCAGGCUCUCGUGUCCUUUGAGGAGGUAACUGUCUAUUUCUCCAAGGAAGAGUGGGCUCUGUUGGAUCCUGACCAAAAAGCCCUGCACAGAGAAGUCAUGCUGGAGAAUGCAGGAAAUGUAUCUUUUCUGGGUACGUCUCCCCUGCUGUGCCCUCAGAUGCUCCAAAGAGAUAUUUCAUGCUCAGAUGUCACCAACACAUUCCCCAAUCGGGCAUCUUCUCUUGGCCAGCAGGAGAAGGUCCAAGGAAGGUUAAAAAAAUAUUACACAAAUCACACAAAGAGACAACAGUAUCAAUGCAGAGAUGUCAAAAAGUCUUAUAGUAGGACUGUUUCUAUAGAUCAAAGGAUCAACAUGGGAGAGAAUCUGUAUAGGUGCAUGGAAUCUGGAGAAAGCUUCAGCAACAGCAGUUCCCUGACUUCCCAUAAAAUAAAUCAUAAAGUUGAGAAACCAUAUAAAUGUAUGGAAUGUGGAAAGAGUUUUAAUCAAAGGAGUAACUUGAUUUCCCAUAAAAGGAUCCACAGCAAGGAAAAACCAUAUAAAUGUACAGAGUGUGGGAAGAGCUUCAGAAAAAGCAGUUACCUUACUUGUCAUAAAAGGAUCCACACUGGGGAGAAGCCUUAUAAAUGCAUGGAGUGUGGGAAGAGCUUCAGCAAGAAGAGUUCCCUUACGUCUCAUGAAAUAAUCCACACAGAGGAGAAGCCAUAUAAAUGUAUAGAAUGUGGAGAAAGUUUCAGCAACAGCAGUUCCCUGGCUUCUCAUAAAAUAAUCCACACAGAAGAGAAACCUUAUGAAUGUAUGGAGUGUGGAAAGAGCUUUAGGUGGAGUAGUCAGCUUAUUUCCCAUAAAAGGAUUCACACAGGAGAGAAACCAUAUCACUGCACAGAGUGUGGAAAGAGCUUCAGGUGGAGUGGUGAUUUCACAUCUCAUAAAAGAAUCCAUACAGGAGAGAAGCCAUAUAAGUGUGUGGAAUGCGGGAAAAUAUUUCGAAAAAGUGGUUCCCUUACUUCCCAUAAAAGUAUCCAUACCGGAGAGAAACCAUAUAAAUGCAUGGAGUGUGGAAAGAGCUUUACUCAGAAUGGUAAACUUACUUCUCAUAAAAGGGUCCACACAGGGGAGAAACCAUAUAAAUGUAUGGAGUGUGGAAAAAGCUUUAGUCAGAGCAGCCACCUGAUUUCCCAUAAGAGGAGCCACUCAGGAGAGAAACCAUAUAAAUGUAUGGAAUGCGGAAGGAGCUUCAUGUGGAACAGUCAACUUACAUGUCACAGAAGUGUUCACACAGGGGAGAAACCAUAUAAAUGUGUUGUGUGUGGGAAGAGUUUUAGUGACAUCAGUCAUCUUACUUCUCAUCAAAGAAUUCAUACAGGGGAGAAACCAUAUAAAUGUGUAGAAUGUGAAAAAUGCUUCAGCAACAGUAGUUCCCUUUCUUACCACAGAAGGAUCCAUACAGGAGAGAAACCUUAUAAAUGUGUGGAAUGUGGAAAAUGUUUUAGUCAAAGCAGCAGUCUGAUUUCCCAUAAAAGGAUUCACACAGGGGAGAAACCAUAUAAAUGCACUGAAUGUGGGAAGGGUUUCCGUGAAAAUGGGUCCCUUCGUUCCCAUAAAUUGAUUCACACAGGGGAGAAACCAUAUGAAUGUAUGGAGUGUGGAAAGAGCUUCAGUCAGAGCAGUUCUCUUACUUCCCAUAAAAAGAUUCACACAGGUGAGAAACCAUAUAAUCCAUAGAGUGGGGGAGGAUUUCAGCUGAAUUCCGUAUAAAGAUCCACUCAUGAUGUACUUGAUUCUAUUCAUCUAUACCCUACCUUCAAAUUCUCAGCUAUAGAACUAUGCUUUCUCUGAUUCUUGAAUUCUCAGGACCUGUGUUUUGGCUUAGAAGGGGCAACCACAUAAAACCAUAAAUAUAUUGAUUUGUAUUUUUUGGUUCAAAUAUCUUUAUUGCAUCUCUUAUGUCAUGUAGAGUCCAUUUGAUAGUACCAAUGGACAUGUAUGAAAAUAUAAUGUACAAGACAUGCUCAAAGCAGACCAUAAAGGCAGAAGGGUUUGUUUAUGGAAGUGACAGAAGAGGGUCGCAACCCUGACCAGUACAUGUUCUAAAGUCAUGUGCUGUUGAGAGGAUGUAGUUUGGCUGAGUCAUUUUGGGGUACAUAAAAAGGUUCAUCUCAUCUGGAGAAGCUGUUUGGAGGAAUCCUCCUAAUGCCCAUUGUUUCUGCGUCUUCAUUCUGUGACAGUUUGUACCAGGGAAAGCAAGUAUCAUAAAUGGACCAUGAAACCCCAUGUAACUUUUAUGGUUACAGUAAAGUGUUCAAUAAAGGU
This is a messenger RNA of Python bivittatus (Burmese python), 3354 nucleotides long. Lineage: Eukaryota; Metazoa; Chordata; Lepidosauria; Squamata; Pythonidae. The record is from RefSeq and is a predicted model, not a curated record.